Molecule: messenger RNA, 465 nt
Organism: Paramormyrops kingsleyae
Lineage: Eukaryota; Metazoa; Chordata; Actinopteri; Osteoglossiformes; Mormyridae
Source: RefSeq, a predicted model, not a curated record
GAAGUCCUUUCCAAAUCAACACUAAAGUCUGGAAAGAAUUUGCAUCAACUUUAGUAUCAGGUUAGCUACACUAUAAAACUAGAUGCAUAGGAUACAGUAAAUCCAAUAAAUAGCUGUAAGAAGCAGAAUUAGAAAAACACCAGGGGUGUGUGGAUUUAAUUCAACUCAGCCUAAAUGACCACAAACGGUUAACGGAUGGAUUAUAAGAUGGAUGGAUAUUUGGACCAGCAAGUGCCUUAUACUUUAGCAAACAAAUCGCAAGGAAAUGGGCCCUUAAACAGAUUAUUGAUGGCUUCAAAAAGGAAAUGCAUGGACACAGAAUUACCCCCUCAGGAAUCUGAAGAUCUUUUUCAGGAUUUAAGCCAACUUCAAGAGACGUGGCUCACAGAAGCUCAGGUUCCGGACAGCGACGAGCAAUUUGUCCCUGACUUCCACUCAGAAAACUCGGUAGCAUUUCACAGCCCC